GCAGUUCUUAGGUUGUAGACACGGCGCAGUUUGGCAGUCAGGAGCAUGUAUUUGCAUGCUCUCGUAACCCGAUUGGCCACCUCGGCCAUAAAACAGCCAUAAAUCAAAUCACUGAUAAAAUUAUUCGCAGUCUUUUCAUACAAAUUCUCUCUAUUUCUAGCAGUCGUCCAAACUCAAAUGGGAAGCCUGUGGGGAAUUACCAAACUUUGUUAAACCACCUCAGCCAAGGCCAGCCGGGCGGAUGCUUCCUACCGAGCGAUCCCGGAAGGAUACCCUCCAUAUGCUCCCCGCAAGAAAUUAAACGAUCUGUCAUGGCACCAUCAACAUCAGAUUUACCGGAAUUAGCGCGGAUUCUGAUGCUGUCAUUUGUGGAAUUUCUCAGUCAACUUCACAUAUUGGCGCCGGAAAAUUUGCAUAGCUGAGCCGACUAGCGACUUUCAGUGUUGGCAACAUGGGCUUCUGCCAGAGCUUUAUAAUCUGGGAGCGCUGUCAUGGAAUCUCUACAAUGAAGUGGUCUGCGGCUGUGCCUGACACGAGCAGACACGCUGUUCCAUCCGUCCUUCCUCACCUGGAGCGAAAAUGCGUUUGAACCGGGCUCUUUACCUCGUCGCUGCGGCAUCCACUGCCGUCCAGGCUGCUCUCACCUGGAAGAACGUCAAAUUCGGCGGCGGAGGCGGCUUCACACCUGGCAUCGUCUUUCACCCGACGGCAAAGGGCGUUGCGUACGCACGAACCGACAUCGGGGGUCUUUACAGACUCAACCCCGAUGAUUCUUGGACGCCAGUGACGGACACCCUCGCAACCCAUGCUGGAUGGAACCGCUGGGGUGUCGAUGCAGUGGCCGUGGAUGCCAAAGACCCCAAAAAGGUAUAUGCAGCCGUUGGACUCUAUACCAACAGUUGGGAUUCGAGCAACGGUGCAAUCAUCCGUAGUUCCGAUAAGGGUGCAACAUGGUCGAUCAGCACCUUGCCCUUCAAAGUCGGCGGCAACAUGCCCGGUCGCGGAAUGGGUGAGAGACUAGCUGUCGACCCGAACAACCCCAAAGUCCUGUUUUUCGGAGCUCGGAGUGGCAACGGACUUUGGAAGAGCGCCGACGGCGGAGUGACCUUUACCAAGGUCACCUCAUUCACGGCGGUUGGUACUUAUGUGGCUGACCCCAGUGAUGCAAGCGGAUACAACAGUGACAUCCAAGGUCUGGCUUGGGUGACUUUUGACAGCACGUCUCCCAAACUGUCGAAUGGCGCAACAUCGAGAAUUUUUGUUGGCACAGCCGACAAAACCACUUCUGUCUACGUGUCUAACGACGGCGGAGGCACCUGGAGUGCAGUGUCCGGCCAGCCAACAGGAUUCUUGCCGCACAAGUGUAAGCUUCAGCCCACCGAGAAGGCACUUUACAUCUCGUACAGUGACGGAAGCGGUCCGUUUGACGGAACCACUGGAGGAGUUUACCGCUACGACCUCAAAACCUCUACAUGGAAGAACAUUACACCUGUCUCGGGUGCAGACUUGACUUAUGGCUUUGGUGGAAUCGGCGUGGAUAUGAAGAACCCAGGAACCAUUGUGGUGGCAUCACUGAACUCUUGGUGGCCGGAUGCACAGAUUUUCCGGUCAAGAGACUCGGGGGCUACAUGGUCGAGACUUUGGGAGUGGACGAGCUAUCCCGACAUGAACCAGUACUACUCGAUCAACACAGACAAGGCGCCCUGGAUAGAGUCUGGCCAUCUUUCGAGGGAUUCGAAGCGCCUUGGUUGGAUGAUCGAGGCCCUUGAAAUCGACCCUGUCGAUCCUGACCAUUGGCUUUACGGAACUGGCCUCUCGAUCUUUGGGGGACAUGACUUGACCAAAUGGGACACGGUUCAUAACAUAUCGAUUCACUCUUUGGCCGAUGGUGUCGAAGAAACUGCAGUUCUGGAGAUGGCUUCAGCGCCCGGUGGCUCCGAGCUACUGGCCGCAAUUGGAGACAUUACUGGAUUCACAUACAAGACUGCGGCGGACCUCAAGACGUCCCCGAAGAAGCAGUGGCUGGACCCGAGCUGGGUGACAACAUCAGGAGUCGACUACGCCGGGAACAAGCCUUCUGUUGUUGCGCGCGUUGGACAGACUGAAGGGUCGCCCAUGCUCGCAUUGUCAUCCGAUGGUGGCGACAACUGGAGUGCUCAUCCAGGCGCUGACAACACAACUCAAGGCGGAGUGAUUGCUCUCUCUGCUGAUGCCGCGACCAUCCUAUGGGCAUCUGCGAAUCGCGGGGUACUUCGUUCUCAGGACCAGGGGUCGUUCUCUGCCGUCACGGGGCUCGGAGGCCUGACAGGAACAAUGGCUGUCUCGGCCGACAGGCGCAAGGCGGGUGUAUUCUACAUUGGAUCUUCUGGGUCUGGAGCUCUCUUGGUGUCGUCAGACGCUGGGGCUACAUUUGCACGUGCUGGAGGUUCGCUCGGUUCGGCAUCGGGAAUACGCUACAUUGCCGCACACCCUCGUAUUGAGGGCACGGUCUUUGUGUCGACCAACGCGGGCGUCUACAAGAGCUCUGACUUUGGUGCAACCUUCCAAGCCGUGCCGGGCUUGACAGAUACUCAACACAUUGGCCUUGGGAUGGGGACCGGCAACUCUUGGACGCUGUAUGCCUUUGGCAAUGGCCCGGCAGGCCAGAGGCUGUAUGCUAGCGGCAAAGAUGGCGCUGGGCCUUGGACUGAUAUCCAGGGCGAUCGCCAAGGUUUCGGUAACAUGGCAAACUGUCGCAUUGCGGGUAGUGGCAACGUUCCUGGCGCGGUGUACGUUGGAACCAACGGCCGCGGUGUCUUUAUGGCCAAAAGCUGA
Messenger RNA from Pyricularia oryzae 70-15, 2814 nucleotides. RefSeq names its product xyloglucanase. The coding region runs from base 580 to 2814 and encodes 744 amino acids. The transcript is spliced from 5 exons. Gene Ontology annotation, biological process: xyloglucan metabolic process. Gene Ontology annotation, molecular function: protein binding. NCBI's taxonomy places the organism in Eukaryota, Fungi, Ascomycota, Sordariomycetes, Magnaporthales, Pyriculariaceae. The record is from RefSeq and is a predicted model, not a curated record.